Molecule: messenger RNA, 1242 nt
Organism: Mesorhabditis belari
Lineage: Eukaryota; Metazoa; Nematoda; Chromadorea; Rhabditida; Rhabditidae
Source: the annotation of a GenBank genome assembly
AUGUUGUUGCAAUUCCUCGUUGCUCUAGUAUCUUCAAUAUCAGCUCAACAAUUGAGAGUUCCCUACUACGAGUUUCACGAAGGAGAAGAGCUUCUUUUCGCACAAGUUGUCUGGAGGCACGGCGACCGAGCCCCGACAGAAACCUAUCCAACCGAUAUCCAUCAGGAAAACACAUGGCCAAAUGGAUGGGGAGAGUUGACACCGCUCGGGAUGCGACAACAGUACGCAUUGGGUCGAGUGCUUCGAGCAAGAUACAUGAACGAGAGCAAUCCUUUCCUUCAUUCGAGAUAUUUCGCGAAGCAGAUCUACAUCCGUUCAACUGAUGUGAAUCGAACGUUGAUUUCCGCUUAUGCGAAUGUCGCUGGAAUGUUCUCUGGUGGUGAAAAAGGGAAAGAUUAUCCAACAUAUGGACGGUGGCCAUCGAAUUGGACUCCCGUUCCAGUGCACACAAUUGAUGUCAAUACCGAUCAUGCUGGUAACAUCUUUGCUCCAUGCAAGAGAGCCGAGGAACUCGAUCAACAACUCCAAAAUAGCCCACAGUUCAAGGGAUUGGAGCAAGAGAAUGGGAAUUUUCUCAAAUUUUUGUCGGAGAAAACCGGAAAGAAAGUCACUCUAAAGGACAUUUAUCUGAUAAACGAUGUUCAUCACAUUGAGAAGAUCUAUAACUUGUCUCAACCAGACUGGAUCACUGAUGAAGUUUCUAAGAAAUUGCUCAAUCUCACCCAAAAGGCGAAUGAGUACACCUAUGGAAUUGGGGAUCCCUAUGUACCGGAGUUGAUCCGACUUCGAGGAGGAAACAUGUUGAAAUCAAUUGUUGACAAAAUGCAGCAAAAACUUGACUGUCAUUUGAAUGAGAACAAAGGAGCUGAAUGCAAAUGGAUUGGUGGCUUGAAGUACUACGCGUAUUCAGCACACGAUACAACAGUGGCCGCUUUGUUGACAACAUUCGGUAAUGAGGAGCAAGUGAUUCGUGGAGGACUUCCCAAGUACACAGCCUCGAUCGCCAUCGAGCUAUGGAUGUUGAAGGAUGGACCAGCUGUCAGGCUCCUUUACCACACUGCUUUCCACCACAACUAUCAUCCGAUCACUCAAUUGACUCAUGGUUGUCCGACUGAUUCCGAGUUUUGUUUGUUAAAGCAAUUUAUCGAUCGAUCAAAGAAAUUCAUGCCAGAUGAUAUUGAGAAAGAAUGCCAGAACAAGGAGAGAUUGGAGAGAAUGAGCCUUCAAACAAAUCGCGUCUAC